This is a messenger RNA of Dendronephthya gigantea, 2533 nucleotides long. RefSeq names its product negative elongation factor B-like. Gene Ontology annotation, biological process: negative regulation of transcription elongation by RNA polymerase II. Gene Ontology annotation, cellular component: NELF complex; nucleus. The transcript has 6 exons. Lineage: Eukaryota; Metazoa; Cnidaria; Anthozoa; Malacalcyonacea; Nephtheidae. Bases 129 to 1856 code for a protein of 575 amino acids. The record is from RefSeq and is a predicted model, not a curated record.
UCCGGCCGAUGUCCGCCAAUAUGGCGUAAAAUUUAUAAAUCCAAGAAAAUUGUAUAAACGAGGAGACAUCAACGCUUUAUUUUUGAAAAAGACGCUAUAUUUCUGGAGCUUACAUAGUAUAUUUUAAUAUGGCUGGGUUUGACGAAGCUGGCUUGUCGGGUUCAGAAUAUUUGCGCGAUAGUUUAGGUAACUGCAAUGAAUCAACCUUAGCUAUGUUUCUGGAAUCAUUUCAGCAGGAUAACAGCAUCCUUUUACCUUCACUACAACAAGCUUUGCCUCUUUUGGACUUGCAUAACAUCCGAAGAUAUGAGUUUCAUCAAACGGUCACGGAAAAUCUACGUGAAAAGCUCUUAUCAAGGUUUGAAGUUAUAGGAAAUGAAAAACUUCUGCAGCUUUUGGAACAGGCAUUUCCAUUCAUCAAUGUUCCAGCUCUUAGACCUGUGGUUAUGGACAUGCUCACACGAGUUACAACUGUACCAGCUAAAUUUAUUGAGAUGCUUGCUAAGGAGCCAGAACUCUACAAUAAAUGCUCGCUAGUGGUCAAACGACAAAUUUGGAUUCAGCACCAGCCAUUGUUUGGUGAUGCUGUUGGACCAUUGCUUAAUGAGUAUUUGAAAGACAAGAACAGUGUAAUUUUUGAUGUAGAGGACUUGACAAACCAAGACUUUUUGAGCAUGCGCCCAAAAGUUCGACGUCAACAUCAUGUGGUUCAACAGUUAUCUGAAAUGAUUGGAAAAUCAUUACAGUUGUACAACUUAGUUUUGCAAUUUUUGAGAACAUUGUUCCUGCGCACCAAGGAAGCACAUUAUUGUACCUUACGUGCAGAGUUGCUCAUGGCAAUACAUGACUUGGAUGUUAAGGAAAUCAAAGAUGUUGAUCCAUGUCAUAAGUUUAUUUGGUGUUUGGAUGCAUGUGUGCGAAGUCAAUUGAUUGACUCAAAUAAGAUUAAAGAUUUGCGGGGUUACAUGAAGGCAGCUAAAGCAACUGAAGAGCAGGUUUUGGGGGAUAUUGCAAUGGUUUUGUGUGAUCCUUUUGCCAUCAAUGUUAUUGGUAAAAGCAUUAUAAAAGUUCUACUUCAUCUUACUACUACAGAGGUCUUACCUAGGACUAGUGCUGAUCUAACGUUUCUCUUAAGUUUACUGCAAUUGGGUUUGGGGGCUUGGGCAAUGAUUGAAAGUCAAAUCUUUAAAGAAAAUCUAUUGAGCAAUGAUCUAAUUGUAAGAUUUAUACCAAUUGUGAUGGCAACAAUGGUGGAAGAUUCUGUCCAACGUGUUGAGCAAAAACUUCCAAAUAAGAGUAAAGAAAAUUUAGAACUUCAUCAUUCAUUUGAGCAAUCACUGUCAGAGUACAGUAUUUGUUUUACGGUUGCCUUUUACCUUGCUUUGCAUAUGGCAAAACAUAAACACAGACAAGCUCUUAGUUCAUUGCUACCAGCAAUAUCAUCUUCCUACAAUAAUCAUGUCUUACAUGAUGCUCACUUACAUUCACUCAUCACAAUUUGGGCGUGUUCUCAAGAAGAGUUUACGAGUGCAGAGUUUUGCGAGAUUGUCUUUGAUCAUUUCCUGUUGACAAUGCUCAGUCAGGAAAGUGUUCUUAGACAAACUCUGAGAUUGCUGCAUUUUGUCUACUCCAAAAUGGAUUCUAAUAAGGUUGUGACUAUUUUGACAGCCACUCAACCAUCCCCUGAGAAUUCUGAAGUCAUCCAUGAGUUGCAUUCAUCGAUAGUUGAUAAAGUUGCUGGUAGCAACCCAAGUUCAGCCAGUUUGUCUUCGCUUGAACAACCGCUGUCAGCUUCAUCAUCAGGAACGUCUGCAUCAUCUUCACCACUCAACUAUUUACCACCUUCGUCUGUUUAAACAUUCGACCUCACGUGCUGAGCAGUGCGUGAAUCUUCUGAAUACAAUACUACAUGAACCAUAUGAAUUAACUGGCAAGAUACGAGGGUCAGACUUUCCGCUAUUCAUCAAGAAAUCAGUUGAAACUUUCUAAAAUUGCUUCUAACAACUACGCUUUGGCGACGCACCCGAGUUUCACAGAAACAGGACAGCUGAGCAGACCAAAAUAUAAACAAUCUCUAACAGUACAGUAGACAGUCAACGCAGUUAAAAACGCCCAAGUUGUUCCCGAUGGAUGAAAACAGGACUGAACAAUGUUGGACAUUGUUGUUUUCCAGUUUUCAAGUAACUUCUUGAAGCGUGGUUAAUAAAAACAUAUUUACCUCGCCAAGGAAAUUUGCCGCUGAUUUCUAGAUGAAUGGCGGAAUAUCUGUUCAUCGUAUAUGUAAGUCUGAUACAUACUGAGAACAGGCUCCUCCCUUGUAACAGGCUCCCCCUCCUGCCCUCCCACUCCGGAUGUGUAAUUGCUGUUAACCCAGGUAUUAUAAGACGAUGCAGCAAUUGAACAUAUAUUCAAUUUUUAGAAUUUUAUUCAAUUCCGUAGUUGUUUUGUAUUGCAUUGCAAGAUUUUGCCUCUUACAUUGUAAAUGUAAAAUGCCACGUGUUUAGUAGAGAAUGCUUCAUUGUAUCAAUCAUAG